AUGGCUGAGCCCAAGCCGCGCCAGCGCAAAUUUGCUCCCCGGUCACGCACAGGCUGCUUGACAUGUCGAACUCGGCGCAAAAGAUGCGAUAACGCGCAACCUCAGUGUGCCAACUGUGCACGACUCAAUCUCAAGUGCGAGUGGCAGCCUCCACGCAAAAUUGUCUCGGAGCCGCCUUCUCCGCCAUCGGCUUCCAAAAGCCCCAAUCUCCACACAGCGCUUUCUUUACGCCCUGGCCUCGAUCCAUGGGAUGCCCUGCCUGGUGACCACAGAGCCGAAAGAAUACAUUUGCUACAGUACUACGUAGAGGCUUUCGUGCCCAGUGUCCAGGUAGCCCCGAUACCCACCAGUUUCUACACCAGUCUCUACAUGCCUUGGUCCUUUCAGAUUGAAGGCAUGCUAGAUGCCAUCCUCGCCAUUUCCUCCGCUCAGCUGGCUCGAAGAAGCCAAGACGCUCAUCGUGCCAGCCAUCUGCGAGCAGUCUCAACCCGCCAUGAGAAGAAGUGUUACGACUUUAUUCGAGAGCGCUUAUCCCCCUCGGGUGGACUACCAAAGGAUACCUAUCAAGUCACGGCCGUCAUCUUGAUCUUGGUAGGCCUAGAAGCUCUCAAUGGCGUCAAGACGACUAAAUGGAUUUCUCAGUUGAAGAGUGUUCAGCGCAUUCUGAACUCACUUUCCCCAGAGCAGAGUAUCAUGGAUUGUGUCGAGGUCGACUCCCUACAUCGGCACUUUACAUACCACUUCGCCUCUGCCUCACUCAUGGCUCGCGUUUCCAAUCUAGGAAAGUCUGGCUCACCUGACCAAGGCUUGCUCUCCAUCAGUGCCGCCCUUAUGCCAGGCACCAUUGAUCCUCUCAUGGGCAUCUCCUACCAGCUUUGUGACCUUAUUUCCCGCAUCCAAUACAUCAAUGUUUCAACCCCAGCCUUUCCGCUGACUACAGAAGCUUCUUUCCAUGUAAUAGAGCAGGGCAUACAACACUGGACUUACGACAAUCCUUUCGCACUGGGCGUCGACGCCACCAUAGCACUCGAUCUCGUUUCACUCGCAGAAGCCUACCGUCUUGCUGCCCUCAUUCAACUUUAUCGUACUUCAACAAGCCACUCCCAUCUGAUUCCUGGUUGCGCAUCUCGAACCAUGGAUUUCAUCGCUCGUAUCCCUCCAGGAAGUGCUGCUGAAUCGAGCUUACUCUACCCAAUAUUUCUAGCUGGCGCAGAGCUAGACGAUGAAGCAGCUAUUGAGCAAUGCUUUACAAGACUAGACAAUAUUCAGAAACGCAAUCGCUAUGAGAAUGUAGAGUGUGUCCAGAAGGUUUUAAAGGAAGUUUGGCGGCCAAAGCUUGAAGGUGGGCGGAAACGUGACUGGGAACAAGUAGUGCGCGAGUGGCAAUGGUCCUUUACCCUCGGAUAA
Messenger RNA from Bipolaris oryzae ATCC 44560, 1407 nucleotides. RefSeq lists its product as uncharacterized. The coding region runs from base 1 to 1407 and encodes 468 amino acids. Gene Ontology annotation, cellular component: nucleus. The record is from RefSeq and is a predicted model, not a curated record. The transcript has a single exon. Gene Ontology annotation, biological process: positive regulation of transcription by RNA polymerase II. Gene Ontology annotation, molecular function: zinc ion binding; DNA-binding transcription factor activity, RNA polymerase II-specific; transcription cis-regulatory region binding. Lineage: Eukaryota; Fungi; Ascomycota; Dothideomycetes; Pleosporales; Pleosporaceae.